AUGGCCUCUCCUCGAGUCAUUGAUAUUCGUUCCUCUCAUUUUGAAGACUUGCUUACCGACCAGGUAUUGAGUGGCUUCAGCAAUGACCCAAAAACUCUCCCUGCUCAACUCUUCUAUACGAACGAAGGACUGGAGCACUGGAAUCACCAUUCUCGCCAGCCUGAUUUCUAUCCCCGGCAACAAGAAAUUAAAAUUUUAAAGCAGAGAGGAGAUGACAUGGCAAGGUCUAUUGCAGAAAAUAGUGUCAUCUUGGAUCUCGGUAGCGCAAACCUCGAAAAGGUGACGUACCUUCUCGAAGCGCUGGAAGCUCAAGAGAAAAACGUGGCCUAUUUCGCGCUCGAUCUCAGCGCAUCGCAGCUGGCCUCCACGCUCGACUCUAUUCCCACCGACAAAUUCCGCCAUGUCCGCUUCACUGGACUGCAUGGUACAUUCGAAGAUGGGCUGCGUUGGAUCAAUGAGACGCCCGAAAUUUGCGACUUGCCACACUGCGUGCUGCUGCUCGGGCUCACGAUUGGUAAUUUCUCACGGCAAAAUGCCGCAGCGUUCUUGCACAACAUUGCCAAGAAUGCUUUGCAGGGCAAAUCAAGAGCGCAAAGCUCCAUCGUCAUGAGCCUGGACAGCUGCAAGGUGCCAACCCAGGUUUUGAGGGCUUACACAAGCGACGGGGUCGUACCGUUUGCAUUGCAGGCUCUCACCUACGCGAACACGCUUUUCCAGGGAAAGACAAAGAAUGGAGUCAACGGCCGACAGUCGUCUUGCAACCUGGACCCAGAGGACUGGUACUACCUCAGUCAAUGGAACUUUGCUCUGGGAAGACAUGAGGCUUCACUGAUUCCACGAUCAAAAGACAUUAACCUGGGACCCUUGCUGAAUGACAUAGUUGUCAGGAAGGACGAGCAAGUUCGUUUCGGAUGUAGCUACAAGUACGAUGCUUUGGAGCGUACAGAGUUGUUCACGGCGGCUGGACUGAAAGAUGAGACGGCUUGGACAGGAGAGAAGUGUGAUGUUGCAAUUUAUGACUUGAAACUAAGCUAA
This is a messenger RNA of Metarhizium robertsii ARSEF 23, 1035 nucleotides long. RefSeq names its product dimethylallyltryptophan N-methyltransferase. Gene Ontology annotation, molecular function: methyltransferase activity. The coding region runs from base 1 to 1035 and encodes 344 amino acids. The transcript is spliced from 2 exons. Lineage: Eukaryota; Fungi; Ascomycota; Sordariomycetes; Hypocreales; Clavicipitaceae. The record is from RefSeq and is a predicted model, not a curated record.